AUGCAAGUACUACACGUUUUGCUUUGCCUCCUGAUCUCUCUGGGAUUGACAGGCAGCAACGAACCAGCCUUGGAGAAGGAUUUGGGGGCAGAAGAGAGCGUCUCAGACCAUGCGGAAGCUGAGAGUCAAGAAUGUUCCGCUUGUUUAUGGAGGGAGCACAGCAAAGCACUGAGGUUGGAAUCCAUCAAGUCCCAAAUCCUGAGCAAGCUGCGUCUGAAGCAAGCCCCCAACAUCAGCCGCGACAUUGUCAAUCAGCUGCUGCCGAAAGCUCCCCCGUUGCAACAACUGCUGGACCGCUAUGACAUCCAGGGAGAUGACUGCUCAGCCAAAGAGCCUGCUCUGGAAGAUGACGAGUAUCACGCCACGACAGAAACUGUCAUUACCAUGGCCGCUGAACCUGACCCCUGUGUCCAAGUGGAUGGGAGUCCAAAAUGUUGCUUUUUUAAAUUUAGCCCCAAAGUCACAUUUACAAAUGUGGUGCGAGCUCACCUGUGGGUUUACCUGCGACCAGUACUGCACACCUCCACAGUGUAUCUGCAGAUCCUCAGGCUGAAACCUGUGACGGAAAAGGGGAGCAGGCACUCGCGGAUCCGAUCCUUAAAAAUAGACAUGGACUCCCGCAAUGGGCGCUGGCAAAGCAUCGACUUUAAGCACGUGCUGCAGAACUGGUUCAAGCAACCUCACACCAACUGGGGUAUUGAGAUCAACGUCUUUGAUAUGGACGGGAAUGACUUGGCCAUCACAUCUCCAGGAAGUGGAGAGAAGGGACUGCAACCAUUUCUGGAAGUCAAAGUGGCAGAAACAAACAAACGUACCCGCCGAAACCUGGGGCUAGAUUGUGACGAGCACUCUACAGAGUCCCGUUGCUGCCGUUUUCCGCUAACCGUUGAUUUUGAGGCCUUUGGCUGGGACUGGAUUAUUGCUCCCAAACGAUACAAAGCCAACUAUUGCUCUGGUCAAUGCGAGUACAUGUUUAUGCAGAAGUACCCGCAUACCCACCUGGUGCAUCACGCCAACGCCCGAGGGUCAGCAGGCCCCUGCUGCACGCCAACCAAAAUGUCGCCCAUCAAUAUGCUUUACUUCAACGACAAGCAAGAGAUCAUCAACGGGCAAAUCCCAGGCAUGGUGGUUGAUCGAUGUGGCUGCUCCUAA
Molecule: messenger RNA, 1152 nt
Organism: Hypanus sabinus (Atlantic stingray)
Lineage: Eukaryota; Metazoa; Chordata; Chondrichthyes; Myliobatiformes; Dasyatidae
Product: growth/differentiation factor 11-like
Exons: 3
Coding region: 1-1152 (383 amino acids)
Biological process (GO): SMAD protein signal transduction
Cellular component (GO): extracellular region
Molecular function (GO): cytokine activity; growth factor activity
Source: RefSeq, a predicted model, not a curated record